Messenger RNA from Daphnia pulicaria, 1698 nucleotides. Its product is annotated as probable methyltransferase-like protein 23. The coding region runs from base 213 to 905 and encodes 230 amino acids. Lineage: Eukaryota; Metazoa; Arthropoda; Branchiopoda; Diplostraca; Daphniidae. Gene Ontology annotation, cellular component: cytoplasm; nucleus. The record is from RefSeq and is a predicted model, not a curated record. The transcript has 3 exons.
CCGCUUAUCAUUCUGCUAAUGCUUAUCUGCUUGUCUACCUACCUCAUCUGACAGACCGUUGGUUUGAUCAUCAUUGCAUUUUUCGUGUUAUCAACUGUGUUUCUGCUUCACGUAGAAUUCAUAUAAAACAUAUUCUGUUUAAAAAAUUGUAACUUGAUAUAUUUAGCGUUCCAGAAUUCGUUAAGUGUAAAAAAUCCACAUUGUAAUGUGGAAUGGACAUUAAUUCAAUUGGUACAGAUUCAUCAAAACCGACUCACAAGCAUUUCUUUUUCUCGUGUCCUGAUAAUCCAGCUGAAACCUUAGCCGUUAUAAUACCUGAGCAACUUCAUGCAAGCUAUGGCAUGUAUACGUGGCCCUGUGCUCCAGUCCUAGCAUGGUAUUUAUGGAGUCAGAGACCUGAAUUAAUCGGGAAGCACGUAAUUGAGUUGGGUGCUGGAACUUCGCUUCCAGGAGUGGUUGCUGCUAAAUGUGGAGCUAAUGUUACACUAAGUGAUUGUUCUCGCUUUACUAAAUGUUUAGAAAACUGUAGAACAAGUGCUGUAACUAAUGGUGUGGGCGAUAAGGUAAAAAUAAUUGGACUCACAUGGGGUACAUUUGAACCACAACUUUUAAAACUUGAACCAGUUGACCUCAUCAUUAGUUCAGACUGCUUCUAUGACCCAACUGUUUUUGAACCAAUUCUCAUGACUGUAUCCUAUCUGCUGGAAAAGAAUCCAUCUGCAAGUUUUGUGUGCUCCUACAAGGAAAGGAGUUCAGAUUGGAGUUUUGAACCUUACUUGUCAAAGUGGAAAUUAUGCUGCAAGACUCUUGAAGUGGCAAGCAUUAUUUCAAGCUCAGUUGUUGAUGUUGCUGAACUCACUCAGGAUAAUACUAUACAACUCUUCGAAAUUCAUCGUGCUUCCUAGUUAUUCCAGUUCUGCAAUAUGGAAUCAAUAAUGGAUCUGGAUUCUGCUUUCAGUGAAGCUUCAGAGACAGUGAAGGAAUUUGUGAACAUUGAUACAACCACCAUGCUGCGGCUCUAUGGACUAUACAAACAAGCAACGCUAGGAACAUGUAAUAUUUCCAAACCAGGAAUAUUUAACUACACAGCACGUCAGAAAUGGGAAGCGUGGAAUGCUCUUGGAACCACCAGCCUCAAUGAUGCAAAAUCCCAGUAUAUCGAACUAGUGGAUAGUUUGGCAUCGAACCAUAAGAAAGGAACGUCAAGUGUUAAAAAAACAUCAGCUUUCGGAGUAACGGUCAGCUGUAUGGCCAAAAUGGAUCAAGAGCUGGACGACAGUGACAAGACAAUUUUUGAUUGGUUGAAAGAGGGAAAAAUCGAACACGUUUCAUCCAUGUUAAGUGUAAAUCCAUCACUUAUAGAUCAACGGGACGAAAACGAAAUGGCAUUGAUUCAUUGGGCGGCGGAUAGAGGCGAUACGUCAAUGAUCAAUCUGCUCGCGAAGAAAGGUGCGGACGUGAACGUUACAGACGGUGAUGGACAAACCCCGUUGCAUUAUGCUUUCGCUUGUGGCCACGAUGAGUGCAUUCGAUUUUUGGAAGAACUUCACGCAAACCAAAACAUCCGAGAUCAUAAUGGUAUGCUCCCUUCUGAGCUGUCAGACUUGUGAGCUAAUUAUACAGUUCAGUUGUUUUCUUAUGUUAUGUUUCUUUCUACAAAUGAGGAUGUCUUUAUCCGUCAAUAAACAAUUUUUCAAG